GGCGUGUGUGUGUGUGUGCGUGUCUGUGUGUUCUUUUUCGAGGACUUGUUUCGUUAAUGAUGGAGUGAAUGAAACCAAAAGCGACAGAGCUACAGUAGACUGCACACACACACGCGCACGCGCGCGCGCGCACAUACAAUGGGACGGGGAGCCGCAAGCCGCACGCUGAACUGGAGGGACAUGUGCAGGGACACGCUUUGUGUUGUCAUUAAUUAAAUGAUCGCAGAUCGGAGAGUGUUAACCUGAGGGAGAUGAAUUGAGGGUUUUCUUUAGCAACGGUGGGACGGACGGGUUUCUGCCGGCGCGCCUAACAGCCAUGGCAUGGCUAUGCAUCUUAACUUUGGCCGUCAGUGUUCACGUGAACAAAGUACUGGCUGGGCCACGCUUCUCUCAGGAGCCAGCAGAUCAGUCGGUGGUAUUGGGGGAGCGGGUUGUACUCUCCUGUGUGGUGUUUAACUACACAGGCAUCGUCCAGUGGACCAAAGAUGGACUUGCUCUUGGCAUUGGAGAAGACCUGAGGGCAUGGCCACGUUAUCGUGUAUUAAGAAUCAUUGACGUGGGUCAGUAUAACCUGGAGAUUUCAUCAGCUGAGCUGUCAGAUGAUUCUCUGUAUGAGUGUCAAGCCACUGAAGCAGCUCUCCGGUCCAGAAGAGCCAAACUCACAGUCCUCAUUCCCCCAGAUGAUCCAGUCAUAGAAGGUGCUCCUGAGAUUUUGUUGACAGCAGGAAUCUCAUACAACCUGACGUGUGUGUCCCGAGGGGCCAAACCACUCUCCACCAUAGAGUGGUACAAAGAUGGAGUUAUAGUGGAAGGAGCUCAUACUAGCACUGAGGUUUUACCUGACAGGAAACGAGUAACCACACGCAGUUUCCUGCCUAUUCAGCCAGUAGACACAGACACUGGACACAACUUCACCUGUAUUGCCUCCAAUCUGGCUGUGCCACUGGGAAAACGAGCCAGUGUCACACUCAAUGUGCACCAUGCUCCCACAGUUUUAUUAUCAAUUGAGCCCCGUUCAGUUCUAGAGGGAGAGAGAGUAACAUUUACAUGUCAAGCUACAGCCAACCCACCUAUCAUGGGAUACAGGUGGGCUAAAGGAGGAGUAAUCCUGGAGGGAGCGAGGGAGAGUGUGUUCGUGACUACUGCAGAUCACUCGUUCUUCACUGAGCCUGUUUCCUGCCAGGUGUUCAACGCUGUGGGCAGCACCAACGUCAGCAUAUUGGUGGACGUACACUUUGGUCCAAUACUGGUAGUGGAACCGAGGCCUGUAACGGUGGAUGUGGACUCUGAUGUUACACUAAACUGCAAAUGGACAGGAAAUCCUCCUCUUACUCUCACCUGGACAAAAAAGGGUUCCAGCAUGGUUCUCAGUAAUAAUAAUCAGUUGUAUUUGAAGUCAGUGAGUCAGGCUGAUGCAGGACAGUAUGUGUGUAAAGCCAUCGUACCCAGGAUUGGGGUUGGGGAGACAGAGGUCACACUGACGGUCAAUGGUCCACCAAUUAUUUCAAGUGAACCAGUUCAGUAUGCUGUAAGAGGUGAGAAGGGCGAUAUCAAAUGCUACAUUGCAAGCACACCUCCUCCUGACAAAAUUGUGUGGGCCUGGAAGGAGAAUGUGUGGGAAAAAGAUAGAGGCACUCUCUCUGAAAGGUACACAGUGGAGCAAAGCAAGCCAGCAUCAGAAGGGGGUGCUGUGCUCUCCACCCUCUCCAUCAAUAAUGUGAUUGAGUCAGACUUUCAAUCCACAUACAACUGCACAGCUUGGAACUCAUUUGGACCAGGCACUAUGAUCAUCACACUGGCAGAGAGAGAUAUUGUCCCUGUGGGUAUAAUAGCUGGUGGAACAGUUGGAUCCUCCAUCCUGCUGCUUCUGUUCUUGCUUGCCCUGACCUUCUACAUUUACCGGCAACGAAAAGCCAGUCGUCGAGGGGUUGCAUUGAAGCCUGACAUCAAGGUCGAGACAGUUAAUAAGGAGACCCCAAGCCUAGAGGAAGAUACAGCAGGUGUCUCAACAGCAUCUCGCAUGUUUCUUCCCUCUGUCUCCCUCUCUCCCUCCACUCAGCCAUUCAAAGAGGACACAGACCUGAAGCAGGACACACGCAGUGAAACACUGGAGACCAAGGAGGAGUACGAGUUGAAGGACCCAACAAAUGGCUAUUACAACGUGCGAGCAACGACCCAUGAUGAAGGGCGCACCACGGCCCGCUACCAGGAAUUCCGCCCACCAAAUCCAGCCUCAGUCUCCACUUCUGCAGCAGGCUCAGCGCCCAGUAUUAAUCCUGCUCCCAUCGGCCGCUAUGAACCACGCCCACCAUCUCGGAUUACUCAUAACACCUAUGCCCACUUCAGCACCAUCGCCAGGACCAAACAAAGCCAGGGCCCACCCAAAGCAGCACUUCAAACCACAGACUAUUCCAGAGAAUGUGGCCUUCUGGAAUCAACCAAUCAGCUCACUUAUGACACGUAUGGAUACCAAAACACGGCGCAAUAUGCUCAGUAUAGGCUUGGCUUUGCUCCACCACUUGAGGAAGGACCAGCAUAUGAGAUGUAUCCAACAGGACAGGGGGUGGGGCCAAAUCAAGGGGUAGGGCCAGAUGCUGGACUGGGGAAGUACGGGAGCUCAACACGUUUCUCCUAUUCAUCUCCACCUACGGAAUACUCUCAGAGACACACGCAGAGGAUGCAGACACAUGUAUGAGAAUGGAAUAGGACACUGACACACACAUACACACGCACACACGCAGGCACACACGCACACACACACACACACACUGGACUUAAAAUUGUGGUUAAUCAAAAGCUAGAUUCACAGAUUAGUGUAGCUAUCUCACAGUCACACAUACACACGUGUGCACACACAUUGUAUUUUGUACUGUUAUGUCUUCAUUGUGUGCCAUCAAUACAGUGCCAAACUAAGAUUAAAUACAAAAUGAAAAGAUAAAAUAUAGAAAGGGUGAAGGGAUACAUUCAUGACUUCUUCUACUCCAUUCAUAUAUUCUCUCCACCAUUCCUCCCUUAUCCCUAUGUCUCUUUUCCUGUCAUCAUAUGUAAAUAUAUCCGAAAGAAACAUUAACAGAGAGUGUUACCUGAAGUUAAUAACUGCCCUAGUAUAAUAAGUAGGAUAACUGAGAAGAAGCUAUAGGAUUGUCCAUUUAAGGGGACAUUUUUACCCGACUGUUUCCUAUGGGAAUCUACAGAUGGCACCAGUUGGGAAAUGUCUCCAGCCUCAAUUAACCCAGUCUGUGCCACUGGAUAAUAUGAAGGACAGUGUAUGUGUGUAAAGUAUAUGCUCUACCGUGCAAAGUGUCAUUUAUGUCAUACUUGCAAGAGUUGCUGAAUGUCAUGAAAUAUGAAAUAUUCAAAGGAUACAUUUUUGCUAUGAAGCAAAAAAGUGACUCAAGCCACUGUUCAUGGCAGCCCAUAAACUGUUGAUGGAAGUCUAUAUAAUUUAUAGUCAUUUUGUCUUAACAGUGCAUUAAUAACUGGCAGCUAUUGUAAAAAAAAAAAAAACAACAAAAAAAACCCUGCAUUUUCUAAAACCUCCAGUGUUAUGGAUUUUGUCCAAAUUGCAGAAGAAGAUCAGCUUAUUCCAGCUAUAUGAAUACAUUAAAAACAGCAUUUGCACUGCCCUUUUUUAUGAAGGGAUUAGUGUAGUGUUGUGGGGAAAAACUGUACCAUACUCAAUGUGUAGCCCUGAAAACAAUAAAACUUAGAGGAGACAUUGGACAGGUGUGUGAGCAACAGCUUGGCUCCCCUUAUUCUGGAAAAAAAGCAGAUAAAACCUUUCUAAGCCUGUGUUUAUAAACCUUUUUGACUGCACUUUUUGUAAUUUUGCCUUGAAUGCAUUAGUACAUUUAGAACUCUUUAAAGCUUUAAGGCUUUUUUAUUAUAUUAAUUAUCAUACUUAAUUUUAUGACUUUAUUUAUUAAACAUGUUAUAUAAAUCAUACUUUUCAUAAUCAUGCCCUGUGGUUCACAGCAUUAUUAUAACUCGCCUUCACUAUUUAUUAAACAAGCACUACUAUAAGUUACCACUAUAAGUUUUUAAGUACACACAGCUAAAGGGUUUUUCUAUUAUUUAAAGUACAAGUUAAAGCUGCUACAGUGCAUGUACAUAUUAAUACAGUUAAAUUACACAAAUAAUAAUAAGUACAGUCAUAAAGUUUAUACAUUCAGGCUUUAUAUAAAAUGUUACUGAAAGAAAUUUUGAGAUGCUUUUUCAUACCUUGUCUUCAAAAAGUACCAAGAAAAGAAGAAUAAGCAGAAGAAGUGAGGGCCUCCCUUCCAUAAAACUAAAUUGUUUGCUACUUUAAUGUGUAUGUGUGGGAGAGCACCCAAUCUCAUAAAUGUGGGGAUGUUCCACAGGGGAACAAUUGAACCUUUUCUAUUUGUACAGUCCUCUUGUCCUAUACAACACAUUUGCCCCUUCAAAGUAGAAGAGCGCUUUUUCCACAUUUGUAUCUGAACUUAGAACAUGGCAUUUGAAAGCAUUUUUAUAUAUUUUUAUACAAGAAAAAAGAAGUUAGACCAACAGUUCAGAAAGUGUGUGGAAAGGCUUUUGUUUCAAAGUCAUUGUUGAUGUGAGUAAUUUGUACUUUUACAGGUCCAUUACCAGAUAGUGUCCAAUGAAUUUUGACAAAAUGUUUAUUUUGAACAUUGAAAAAAUACCCACUAUAAACUUAUUUAUUACAUCAAAUGUAGCUACAUUACAGUGUGCCAUUACUUUUUUCUCUCCAGAUUUGGUGAUCUAACAUUUUUAUACCAUUAUUUGUGCCAAUUGUGUGCCAUCUGAAUGAAAGAUGAAACAUGCAAAAAUAACUGGGCCAGGUUUUAUCCAUAGACAUUAUUAAGAUAUUAAUUAGCGAUGGGUUUUCUGAUGCACAAUGGUUAGGUAUAAUUUUAAAAACUGUCUUCCCAGUAGAUCUGUCAUUGCAGGACAGAUUUUCUAAACAUGAAGAAGGCUUUUUCAGUUAAGCAAAUAAUUGGCUUCAAGAAGUGUAUAAUGCCUGUGACAGACAGGCAGCCCUUCCUGGGUGAAUUUUCACACUUUGUUCCAGAUCUUUCUGGAAUUGGCUCUGGACCCACCACAAGCUUAUUUGGAAUACAGUGGUUACUGAAGAUAAAGAAAUGAAUGAACAAAGUUAAUAAUUCAACUGAAAUUCUUUGUAGUAGGACAUUCUGGUUAGCUUUGAAAUAAUUCAAUGAAUUCACUCUCUUUAGCAGUACAAAAUACCAUUUUGUAUUUGUUGCCACAAACAUUAAAGUAGAUAUCACUCUAUCAGUCAAUUUCUAUUCUCCACAAAUAUAAUGGAUGAUCAGUGAAAGAAUGUGCAAUACUCUUCGUGGAUGUGUGUCAUAGCGUAAAUGUCACCCACUCUCCUAAUUACUGUAUCUAUCUUAUUCCUGUUAUAAAAGCCUCUUUAGUAUUAUUGUGUUUAUAUUGGGUCUUUUACUUGUUUUUGUGAAUUUCAUAAUUUUAUUCAUCUUUUAAAUGUAUACAAAAAUCUAAAUUUAUAUUAUUCAUAUUUGUCUUAAUCCCUAAUCUUAUUUUACACAAGAUUUUUUAUUGUGUGAUUAUUUUUCCAU
This is a messenger RNA of Hemibagrus wyckioides, 5582 nucleotides long. It is a transcript of the gene kirrel1b, whose product is annotated as kirre like nephrin family adhesion molecule 1b. Gene Ontology annotation, cellular component: cell-cell junction. The record is from RefSeq and is a predicted model, not a curated record. Gene Ontology annotation, molecular function: cell adhesion molecule binding. Gene Ontology annotation, biological process: cell-cell adhesion. The transcript has 15 exons. Bases 317 to 2695 code for a protein of 792 amino acids. NCBI's taxonomy places the organism in Eukaryota, Metazoa, Chordata, Actinopteri, Siluriformes, Bagridae.